ACCUAGUUUACGGCCGCCACUGCCGUAUUUCCUGGGGCGCCCUUGCCUAGGUGGUUUGUAAGUGCUGGUAGUGGCUGAAUCACUUUGUGAUAAAGGCAUAAACUUGGUGGGCUGGGAUGAACCGCGUUCCUGGUGGAAGCAGGAGAACCGAGCAGGUGCCAUGGCCAGUACAGUGGUAGCAGUUGGACUGACCAUUGCUGCUGCAGGAUUUGCAGGCCGUUACGCUUUGCAAGCCAUGAAGCAUAUGGAGCCUCAAGUAAAACAAGUUUUUCAAAGUCUACCAAAAUCUGCCUUCAGUGGUGGCUAUUACAGAGGUGGGUUUGAACCCAAAAUGACAAAACGGGAAGCAGCAUUAAUACUAGGUGUAAGCCCUACUGCCAAUAAAGCCAAAAUAAGAGAUGCUCAUCGACGAAUUAUGCUUUUAAAUCACCCAGACAAGGGAGGAUCUCCUUAUAUAGCAGCCAAAAUCAAUGAAGCUAAAGAUUUGCUAGAAGGUCAAGCUAAAAAAUGAAGUAAAUGUAUGAUGACUUAAGUUCUUAUUCUCUAAUGCGUUCCAGCUUUUUAUAAUAAAAUGCCUCAAACCUA
Molecule: messenger RNA, 585 nt
Organism: Bubalus bubalis (water buffalo)
Lineage: Eukaryota; Metazoa; Chordata; Mammalia; Artiodactyla; Bovidae
Gene: DNAJC19
Product: DnaJ heat shock protein family (Hsp40) member C19
Exons: 6
Coding region: 161-511 (116 amino acids)
Biological process (GO): protein import into mitochondrial matrix
Cellular component (GO): PAM complex, Tim23 associated import motor
Molecular function (GO): ATPase activator activity
Source: RefSeq, a predicted model, not a curated record